Messenger RNA from Salvelinus namaycush (lake trout), 4600 nucleotides. RefSeq names its product epithelial discoidin domain-containing receptor 1-like. Gene Ontology annotation, biological process: cell surface receptor protein tyrosine kinase signaling pathway; positive regulation of kinase activity; protein phosphorylation. Gene Ontology annotation, molecular function: ATP binding; collagen binding; protein tyrosine kinase collagen receptor activity. Gene Ontology annotation, cellular component: membrane; signaling receptor complex. Bases 1 to 1716 code for a protein of 571 amino acids. Lineage: Eukaryota; Metazoa; Chordata; Actinopteri; Salmoniformes; Salmonidae. The transcript is spliced from 10 exons. The record is from RefSeq and is a predicted model, not a curated record.
AUGUUCUUCUCAGGGUCCGACUUCGAUGCCAUGACCCCGAGGGCGGGCCUUCCUGUCGCCAAGGACGACAGCAGUAACACAGCCAUCCUGAUUGGCUGCCUGGUGGGCAUCAUCCUGCUGCUAUUAGCUGUGAUCGCUGUCAUUCUGUGGAGGCAAUACUGGAAGAAGAUACUGGGCAAGGCCCAGGGCAGUCUGUCCAGUGACGAGUUGCGUGUCCAUCUGUCUGUCCCCUCGGACAACGUGGUGAUCAACAACACACACAGCUACUCCAGCCGCUACCAGCGUAUACACACAUUCCCUGACGACAGGGACAGGGAGCGCUGCGACGGAGAGGGAGAGUACCAGGAGCCCAGCGCACUGAUCAGACCACGAGACCACACCGGACGAGACAGCAACGCCUUGCUGUUAAACAACCCAGCCUAUGACCUCCUCCUGUCAGAUCAGAGGCAGCAUGGCUCAGGCUCCUCGUGGCCCCUAACCGUCCCUAUGGCCAGGGCCAGCUCCUCCCACCCUCAGGAGAAGAGCCUCAAUAAUGGGGCCCAGGCCUGUGGUAUGGACUUGGAGAAGGGCUUGCCCCCCACCCAGGAGGAGCCUCCCCCGUACCCCGAUGCUCCUCCCUACCCGGCCCUGUCUCCCCCCUUCCCCGCCAGCGUACCCCACUAUGCAGAGGCGGACAUCGUUAGCCUGCAGGGCGUCAGUGGUAACAACACGUAUGCAGUGCCAGCCCUGACCUCCCCCAGCCCCACUGCAGCAGACUGCACCCCCCUGCCUGAACUGCCCCGACACUGUCUGGUCUUCAAGGAGAAACUGGGAGAAGGACAGUUUGGAGAGGUGCACCUGUGUGAGAUAGAGAGCCCUCAGGACCUGCCUAACCUGGAGUUCCCUUUCAACGUGAGGAAAGGUCGCCCUCUGCUGGUGGCUGUUAAGAUACUGCGCCCUGACGCCUCCAAGAAUGCCAGGAAUGACUUCCUAAAGGAGGGGAAGAUUCUGUCUCGUCUGAAGGACCCCAACAUCAUCCGUCUGUUGGGAGUGUGUGUGAGCAGCGACCCUCUCUGUAUGGUCACAGAGUACAUGGAGAGUGGAGACCUCAACCAGUACCUCUCACACAGAGUCCUGCUGGACAAGACCGGACCCACACACAACACCCCCACCAUCAGUUACCCUGCUCUGAUCGCCAUGGCCAGUCAGAUAGCUUCAGGGAUGAAGUUUCUGUCGUCUCUGAACUUCGUGCACCGUGACCUGGCCACAAGAAACUGCCUGGUGGGGGGUGAGAAGGGCGAGAGCGGGGGCGACCGGGGUGGGGAGCGACCCAUCAAGAUCGCCGACUUUGGGAUGAGCAGAAACCUGUACGCUGGAGACUACUACCGCAUCCAGGGGCGGGCCGUGCUGCCUAUACGAUGGAUGGCCUGGGAGUGUAUACUGAUGGGGAAGUUCACCACAGCCAGUGACGUGUGGGCGUUUGGUGUGACUCUGUGGGAGAUGCUGAGUGUGUGUCAGGAGCAACCCUACUCCAACCUGACUGAUGAACAGGUCAUAGACAAUGCCGGAGAGUUCUUCAGGGACCACGGAAGACAGGUGUAUCUGAGCAGGCCAGAUGUGUGUCCUCAGGGUCUCUACGACCUCAUGCUGAGCUGCUGGAACCGGGACUGCAAGCUCCGCCCAUCAUUUGCCCACAUUCACUCCUUCCUCACAGAGGAUGCCAUGAACAUGGUGUAGAGAGAGAGAGAGAGAGAGAGGAAGAGUGAGAUGGAGAGAGAAGGAUGAGAGACGGCUCCUCCUACCUUCAUUCAUCAUAGAGAUGAGUGCUUUGAGCGAGGGAUGUGUGUAGAAGUGGUGGAGGUGUAGAGGGACGGGUGCCUGCUUGUAUAUUUUGUAUUUCUCUAUGAUGGGCGGAUGGGGCUGAGACACCGCUGGUUCGGUUUUCACUCCCACAAGACAGACCCCAACCCAAACCCAUUUCACCCCCCUGAGUAGUCUCUAGAUUGUGUUGUGUUACAUUCUUAUCAAGACAAUGGUUGGUGCGGUGAUGGGUUGGUGUCUGAUUCUGCAUAGUGCUUCCAGGACCACCAAUGGUCCGUCAAUGGACUGCUAGCUAACACAGGGAAGCUGUAAGACAUGUAUGGGGAGGUGAUGUGACAAUGCUUGAUCAUGUAGAUGAAGCUCAAAUGAAUGUGUAACGCUGAUUAACGUUUAUCAAAGAAUAUCAACAAUACCAAUCUGAUUAUGUAUCAAUGUCAGACUUUAAUACUCUGACACUCAUAGUUUAAUAGCAUAUUAACAUUUUGGGAUAAACUUAAUAACACAUCGUCCUAUAUAGAUAUUUUAUUACUUGACCUGCUAAUGUUUUUGGUAUUGUAUAAAUCAUGUGCUAGGGUUACUGGUGAAGGUCUAUAUAUAUUCUCAUACUGUCAACAUUUCUCCAUCUCAAAACGGUACGCACACAUUUUUCACACAGAGAUGAAAUUGCACACAAGGUUUGCUGUCUUAGUACCAUAUAUAAAACAAGUAUGUCCCAGUAAACUCCAGUAUGUUUCACUAGUUUUCAGUAUAUAACCCAGUUCUUCCCAGACCCUUAUUCCCAGCUCCAAACCCUCCAUCCCAGACCCCAGUCUAAGGUUCAGUCUCUAGUCUCAUGGAGCCAGACGAGUCUGGCUGAAUAUUGCAUUAUAUUCCUCUGGCCUACCCGUUACAACUUAGCAUCAUUCUGCUUGCCAGACUUUAAAGCUAUCUCAUACACAGGCCAGUAGCAGACACAGCAACAGCUGUUCCACCAGCAGUCUGUAACACCAGGCAUUAGACAGACACACUAACAAUGCUGUCAGUCAGUCAGCUCCUCAGCCCAGACUUGGCUGGCAUUGUGACUAUAGUCUGCCACAUUCUGCCUCCCACUCCAUCCAACUCAGUAUCUCACCAAUCCGUAAGCCUUUCAUUCUGCAGUGUCACUCAUAUCUCUCAACUGAUCCACUCUGAGCUGUAACGAUGGAGUUAUACUGGACUGAUGUGAACUGAUCUGGACUCGAGGACUCUUUCCAGGACAGGAAGUGUGUGGUUGUUACUCUACCAGACCUCCAAACUGAAACCCUUUGGCCCUCCGGAGCCAGAGAGAACUGACUGGUGUCAUGUGACGUGAGCCUCACUGACUGAGAGAACAGGUACAGUAGGGGAGGUGCACUGUGAACGGCUACAGCCUAUGAGAUUUGAACUUAACAGAAGAGAGACAUCCUUCCUGAUGGGAGCUGGAAUAGUACAGCCCACAGCAACACAGACAACACUGCCUGUGCUGUGACAUCACAUGUGAAACUGACAGUUGUGAUUGGUGACUAGCUGAUGGAACAGCAUAACAUGGAUGGACAGAUGGAUGGACGACUAGAGGGGAGUGGGGGCUGAUAUAUGUAAAUGACCAUUUUCAUGUGUAAGUGAGGUGAGCGAUGUGAUGAUUUUCUACCAGCGAUGGAUAGCGGAGCUGGGUCUGACUCAGUGACCCAGAUGCAGAAAGGAGGUUCAUGUAUAUGUCCAAUACACUACCAGCUGCACUUUAAAGGCUGUUUCUGGCCGCACGCCCCAAUACCUGCACUAGAAUAGUAGAGUCGUGGCCAGUCUUGGGGCGUAGUUACAGUACUUGUAGUUUAACAACUAAUUAACGACACUUUCAGAGUAGCUCCCCCAACACUGGUAUGUAUCAUGUUACUAUACGAGUAUCAUGGUGGUGUGCUAGUCUGGAUGUUGGAGCAUACAGACGGUCUGUAUCCCCUGGCGUUAGAACCGAUAGCAGUCCAACAUGGCAUUGCUGGUAAAAAUAGAUGUAGGUCUAAACAGAAAAACAGGUCAGUGUCUUGUGAUUUAUCUACUUAAAGAUGAUCAUUUAUUCAUGAUUCAUAUCAGUGGAUUGUUGUUCAAAUAGAACUGCCUCAUAAUGUUCUCAAGGAGGAAAAUAAAGGUUUGGAAAACCUCUGUCUGCAUUAUGAGGAAAGGCAGAGUACACCAAAUGCUCAUCCCCAAACUGUCUGCCAGUGUUACAUAGAUACCCAUCAGACCUAAUGGUUAAAACGUCCCAAUCACAAAGAACCUAACACUCAUGAGAAGAGGAGCACUAACAACUGUAUCCAAAGCCUUUUAGUUUGUCAGUAACCUUUCAUCUACAUUAUCCCAACAUAAGCUGACCAUGGUGGACUCUGCCUUACUCAUUGUAGUUCUGUAUAAUGUGUCAGGUUUGAUCAAGAUGAUCAAGUAAUCCUGGUUUACUGAUUGAAUGAGUUUGAAUGGUGGUGCCAUAUGAAUACAGUAUGUGUCUCGAUUGACCUUUUUUGAUACACUGUAGCCCAACUAAACCCAUAUUUAUAUAUAUAUAUUUCCUGUAUACGUACUUAGAAUCUCCUUGUUGUCAGUGAUGUCAUCCUUUGUCUUUGAAGCUGAUGUGUACAUAUUUUAAGGACAGAAUUUUUAUUUUGUUGACUAAUAUAUGGAAUUUCUUUGUUACAGUUGGGGUCUCCUCUUUUUGUUCCUUUGUAGAAAGCUUGCUAUCUUACCUUGAUGCCAUUGUAAUUCACUGUGUUGUCUAUUUUUGUAGUUUUAAUAAAGUUAAUCUUUCCAAAUAAAGCAA